UUGGUUGGCACUUCUCUUCUUUGAAUGAAGCCUGGGCUACCUGCUGUGACCCUGCUCAGAGCGCAGACCUGAGGCUCAACACACAAACAGGCAGUCAGUGCCAACAGUACAGGAGAGGGAAGUGAAACAAGGUGACCACAGGCACGUCGCAGCUGUCCGAGCAGACAGUCACCAUGGCGGUUUAUUGGAGAUGGACCCUGGCCGUCCUGAUGGGGCUGGCCUCCUCACACAUGGAAGCCACCCCCACCUGGCACAUGAGCGACUUCAUCGCGGCGUUGGAGCAGCUGGAGCUCAGCCGCCCGGGGGCGGAGCCCUCCUCCCUGCUCCACCUUCUGACCCGCCCCGCUGUCCAAGAGAACCCCUUCCUCCGCAACAUCCUGGGGCCCCGCGCCGUCGCUCCACCGGGGGCCAAUGCCACCGCCCCGCCGGGGGCCAACGGCACCGCCUUGCCCCCCUACCUGGCCCGGGCGCUGGCCCACCGCGUGCGGCGGGACGGGAGGGAGGAGGGGGUGGUACUGACAGGGGACGGCACCACCGUGGCCCUGGGCCCCGUGCUGCUGGGCCUGGAGGCCGGCCUGCUGUCUGGGGCCCCCAGGGGUCGGGCCCGGGCCCUGUUCCAGCUGACUCUCGCCCAGCCGCUGGCCCUCGCCGCCAGGGCCCCCCCCGCCCCCCUGUUCCCUGACGGCUGCUGGGACAGCCCCGACUCCCCCAGGGAGUUCCGGCUGUCGGGGGUGUCCCUGGUGGGGCCCCGGGCCCUCACCACCGCCCUGGUCCACGGGGGGAUGGACGGGCUGGUCCUGGGGAUGACCCUGGCCUCGGCCCGGCCCCGGGGCGUGGCCUCGCUGAGCGGCCUGCUGAGGAGCUACUACGGCCUCCCGUUGAUCUCCACUGGAGCCCCAGGCCUCAGGGCCUCCCAGCGCAGGGACCACUUCUGGCAGCUGGUGGGGGAUCCCCCCCUGCUGGCCAAGCAGGUACUGCGGGCGCUGGACCUCCAGCUCCGACUGGAGGGUAGGCCCAAGAUGAAGAAAACCAAGAGGAACCAGCUGGUGGCGCUGGUCAACGCGCAGAUGAAGGAGUUUGUGCUCAGGUUCAUGGAAUGCCCCCCCAUCGUGCCGCGCUGCAUGUGGCAGGCGGCGCCGUACCGCGGGACCCCCACCCUGCUGGCCCCCCCGCUGGGCUUCCUGUACGUGCACCACACCUCCACCCCCGCGGCGCCCUGCCUCUCCUUUAAGCACUGCGCCGAGGACAUGAGGGCCAUGCAGCGCUUCCACCAGGACGUCCGGGGCUGGGACGACAUCGGAUACAGCUUCGUGGCGGGCUCCGACGGCUCGCUGUACGAGGGGCGGGGCUGGAAGUUGCAGGGCGCACACACACUGGGCCACAACGCCGUGGGCUACGGCGUGGCCUUCAUCGGGGACUACUCCUCCGCCCUGCCCGUCGACGGCGCCCUGGCGCUGGUGAGGGACCGGCUUGCAGGCUGCGCCGUGGCCACCGCCGCCCUGGUGGCCAACUACACGGUGCACGGCCACCGGCAGCUGGUCAACACCUCCUGCCCCGGAGACGCCCUGUACCGGGAGAUCAGCGGCUGGGAGCACUUUGGGAACGUCACCAGAGUGUAACACAUCUGCAGAAAAUCACUGAGGCCACAGAAGAUGGAUAAACCAAAAAUAAAAUACAAAAUUGUGCUGGAA
Molecule: messenger RNA, 1691 nt
Organism: Gadus morhua (Atlantic cod)
Lineage: Eukaryota; Metazoa; Chordata; Actinopteri; Gadiformes; Gadidae
Gene: pglyrp6
Product: peptidoglycan recognition protein 6
Exons: 7
Coding region: 174-1619 (481 amino acids)
Biological process (GO): peptidoglycan catabolic process
Molecular function (GO): zinc ion binding; N-acetylmuramoyl-L-alanine amidase activity
Source: RefSeq, a predicted model, not a curated record